AGUAUCCAUGUCACUCCCCCUUCCUAUUCAAGAUAUUCCCCAUUUUCACAGAGAUCCAGACAAUUACAGAGAGAAUCAAAUUAUUUCAUGAAGUUUUCAAACUAACUCGAGUCACGUUCAGCAUAUGCCUCAAGAGCACAGGGCCAGGACUUCUAGAAGCCCGAAACACAUCUGUGACAACAGCACAGCUGUAUUUGAGCUAUUUGAGUGUGUGUCUUGUGAGCGAGCAAUUCAGGCCGGUCUGACUGGAGCUCCUCAGGAUCUGACUCCAGCUCUUUGACUCGGCCAUAGACAUGCACUGAGACCAGACCUGCUCCAACUUGGAUGGCUCAGAUACUACAGAGGCUGCAGAGAAAAUCAGCUCCACCACAGUUGGAUGUUUUGCUUUGAGGCUUUGCUGGGAACUGCCAUUGACUUGUGCAAGGUUGCAUUUACCUGGAAUAAUGUCUAUGGACUGGCGUGGAGGUGAAAGGCUGCUUAUAGGCUUGUUUGUGAUGCUUCUCCUGAGGCUCAGCUGCUGUGCUGGACAGAGCUAUGAACGCUGGGAGGCUGGGUCCUCAUGCUAUGGAGGGUUUGACCUUUACUUUGUGCUGGACAAGUCUGGAAGUGUACAGCACCACUGGAAUGAGAUCUACUAUUUUGUCGAUCAUCUUGCACACAAGUUCAUCAGCCCCCAGCUCCGUAUUUCUUUUAUUGUUUUUUCAACUGAUGCUUCCAUUUUGAUGGGACUGACCGAAAAAAGGGAUCAGAUUCGUGCUGGACUGGAGGAACUUCAGCGAGUCUUACCAGGUGGAGAUACUUUCAUGCACAAAGGUUUUCAGAGGGCAAGCGAGCAAAUAUACUACGGAACAGGUGACGGAUACCGCACUGCGAGUGUCAUCAUUGCUCUGACAGAUGGAGAAUUGCGCGAGAAUGAAUUUGACUUGGCAGCCAGAGAGGCUGAUCGCUCACGUCAGCUGGGAGCUUCGGUGUAUUGUGUUGGAGUGAAAGACUUUAAUGAAACCCAGCUGGCAACAAUAGCUGACAGCAAAGAUCACGUCUUUCCUGUUAAUGAUGGUUUUGAAGCCCUGCAAGGGGUCAUUGAUUCGAUCUUGAAAAGAUCCUGCAUAGAAAUCCUUGCCGUGGAGCCCUCAAGUAUUUGCACAGGAGAAUCCUUUGAGGUGGUAGUUCAAGGUAACGGAUUCCUUCACGCCCGCGAUGUGAACAGAAUCCUUUGCAGCUUCCGUAUCAACAACACCCUCACCGUGAUGAAGAGGCCUCUGGUAGUCGAAGACACGUACCUGCUCUGCCCAGCGCCUGUACUGAAGGAGGAGGGAACGACUGCCUCUCUCCAUGUCAGUAUGAACAACGGCCUGAGUUUUAUCUCCAGUUCUGUGACCAUCACGACUGUCAGCUGUGUGAGUACAGUAACCCUGCAGGGCAGCAGUGCCAAGCCCACUACCACUGUUACACUGGGCAGAGCCACUGCCAGUACCACUACACUGGGCAGUACCUGUAGUUCAGCUCCAUCUUCAGUCUGCCCUCUGAACACAACCGACGGAACAUUCUUGGCCAUAGCACUGCUGAUACUGCUGCUGCUGAUCGCAAUGGCGACACUCUGGUGGUUUUGGCCCCUCUGUUGCACAGUGAUUGUCCAUGAGCCGCCACCACCAGUCAUGUAUGACAGUUCGGAUGACGAUGACGAAGCCUACCCAAAGAAGAAAUGGCCGACAGUGGAUGCAUCGUAUUACGGUGGGAGAGGAGUUGGUGGCAUUAAAAGGAUGGAAGUGCGCUGGGGAGAUAAGGGAUCCACUGAAGAAGGAGCCAAACUGGAGAAGGCAAAGAAUGCUCGGGUGAAGAUGCCAGAGCAAGAGUUUGAGUUUCCGACAACAAGGACCCUAAACAAUGGCAUGCGGAAGCCCAUCUCCCCUCAGAAGUGGUACUCACCAAUCAAGGGAAAACUGGAUGCCUUGUGGGUGUGGCUUAGGAGAGGAUACGACCGCGUAUCUGUCAUGAGACCUCAGCCGGGAGAGAAGGGCCGCUGUAUGAAAUUUACCCGUGUGAAAUCCUGCCCGCCCCCUCGAUACCCGCUUUACAACAACCCCUCGAGCCAUAUCUACAGCCUCCCCCAUAGUAGAUGCCCUCCUGUCCCGCAGGGCACCCUGCCGCCCACUCCGCGCUGCUCCGCCCACUCUCCGACCUCCACCUUGCCCCCUUUGCCAUCAACUCCGCCCCCAGCAUCCAUAACCCCUCCCCCUUACACACCAUCUCCAAGCAGAGCUCUUCCUGCUACCUGUCUGAACAUCAAUGUGACUCUGCCUCCAUCUCCACCCACGCCGCCGCCGCCACCACCACCACCACCAAGCUUCCUACCUCCCUCGUCACCCAGCACCUUGCCUCCACCCCCUCAGGCAGCUCCGCCUGGACGAGCCCCGCCCCCUUCUCGUCCGCCACCACGCCCAGGCCCUGAGGAACCGCAGUUCUACCAGGACUGAGUAGAUCUAAGGGAUUUGCACAAAAAAAAAAAAAAAAAAAACUGCUGGUUAUGCCAGUGCAGAAAUUCAGUGCUACAUUUUCCAGGCAUUAGAAAGGAGCAACAUGAUUAAUGGCUUUAAAUGGGAUUUAAUGGAUUUAACUUGAAUCUGAUUGGUUGACAAAUAUUCUAUGAUGUUAAUUGUCUAAAACUGCACGUCUAUGAAGGUUUGUUGACUUUAAAUAUCACCUUGCCAUGUUCUUUUGAAAUGUUUUGAGGUUUCAAAUCAACAGAGCAUCAAAGAGAGUCAGAGCAAAAGAACCAGACAGAGAUAAAAAUGAUAAACAUUUGGAUUUUUUAAAUAUUUAAAAUUAAAAUGUACAGUGCCUUGCGAAAGUAUUCAUAUCCCUUCUUUUUUUUCACGUUUUAUGUUGCAGCCUUAUGUUUAACUGCUUUAAAAUGACUUUUUUCCCACAUCAAUUUAUACGCCAUACACCGUUAUGACAAAGCAAAAACUGAUUUGUUAAAACUUCACCAAUUUAUUAAAACUAAAACACUGAAUUAAGAACAUUCCAUAAGUAUUCAUACCCCAAAUUCAGUACUAAAUUAAAGCACCUUUACAGCCUCAAGUCUUUUUGGGUAUGGCACGAUAAGCUUUGCACAUCUGCCUUUGGCAAUUAUCUGCCAAUCUUCACUUCACCUCUCAAGUUCUGUUAGCUUGGAUGGGGGCUGGCAGACAUUUUCAGGUUUCUCCAGAAAUGUUUGAUUGGGUUUAAGUCCAGGCUGUGGCUAGGCCACUCAAGGACAUUCACAGAGUUGUCUAAAAGCCACUCUUGCUGUGUGCUUUGGGUUGUUUCCUGUUGGAAGGUGAAACUGCUGCCCAGUCUGAGGUUCUGAGUGCUCUGGACUGGGCUUUUAUUAAAGCUAUCUCAAUAUUUUGGUGCAUUAAGCUUUUCUUCUAUUCUGACAAACCCUCAGUUCCUGCUGCUGAAAAAGCCCCACAGUAUGCUACCAGCACACUUUAUUUUUGGGAUGGUGCUCUGCAGGUGAUGAGCCCUUCUCCCAUAAUUGCUCAGUUUGGCGAGGAGGCCAGUUCUAGGAAGAGUCCUUUUUGUUUCAAGCAUCUUUCAUUAUGGAUAAUGGAGGCUACAUGCUUCUGUGAACUUUCAAUGCUUUCAAUGCUUCUGUGAACUUCUUUUUCUAAACUCUUCCCCAAAACUGUACCUUGACACAAGCCUGUUUCUGAGCUGUACAGGCAGUUAUUUUGACCUCAGGGCUUGGUUUUUGCUCUGAUAUGCAUUUUCAGCUGUUAUACCUUUUCUGAGAGGUGUGUGCCUUUCCAGAUCACACUCAUUCAAAUUAAUUUGCCACAGUUUAACUCCACUCGAAGUGUACAAGCGAUAUGAAUGCUCCUAAAUUUCAAGUGUCCCAGAUAAGGGUGUGAAUACUUAUGCAAUGGAAUUAUUUCAGUUUUUUAUUUCUAAUAAAUUUGCAAAGUUGUUACAAACCUGUUUUUUGCUUUGUCAUAAUAGAGUAUGGAGUGUAGACUGAUGUGGGAAAAAAAAAAAAAAAAAAAAAAAA
Molecule: messenger RNA, 4033 nt
Organism: Labeo rohita (rohu)
Lineage: Eukaryota; Metazoa; Chordata; Actinopteri; Cypriniformes; Cyprinidae
Gene: antxr1b
Product: ANTXR cell adhesion molecule 1b
Exons: 18
Coding region: 444-2474 (676 amino acids)
Cellular component (GO): membrane
Molecular function (GO): signaling receptor activity
Source: RefSeq, a predicted model, not a curated record